GGCUGUCGAGUCUUUCAGUCUUUGGCCGACAGUCGAGCCGGUCGCGACUACAGCAGCAGGGCCUCCUAGCUUCCUCCCGCACGCUCCCUCUUGUGAUAUAGAAAACACUGGCCCACCCACUAGCACUGGGAGAAAGAACAAGAGUCAACGUGUGUGUCAGCGUGUGUGUGCGGUAGAGCUAGGCGGAGAAAAGAUCCAAAAAGAGAAAGAAACGCCCGAGUGCUACUACUAGUAGUACUGCAUAUAGACAAGACGACUAUCUAGAGUGUGCGGCAGUUGAGUUGAGUUAGUGGGCAGCAGCUGUAGGGGGACACUCGACACUCGCAGUCGCUCCUCAGCGCUCCUUUUCUUGGACAACAAACAAACCAAACAGCACACAAACGCCCCAGCAUCAGCUCCUUACACCUCCAUAGCGACGACAAAACACUUUUCAUUUUUUCCCAAAGGUGCUACCAACGGUUGGACAGUUUAAAAAAAAAGAAUUAAGUGUUUCCUACCUGGACCGGACAUUACCGAAAGCUGAGGAUAUUAUUAUUGAGUGACUGGACUCUUGUUAUUACAAUCAAAAUCGACUGAUGGAUUCAUCGCUUAGUGUUGCAUCCGAUUGAUGAACAAUCCCCAAUCAUCGCCGUGUCAACAUUUGUGUCUGGCAGACGAGUUUUCCAUUGUCAACCCGAAAUCAACCCCCAAAAAAAUUCUACGAAAACGGAACCGUUUGCAAUCACAUCCGCCAGUCCAGUCAACUCACGACCAUGUCUCCAACCGGAAGGAAAAAUCACCCGUGGCUAUCGCUGGCCACUUGUUACCUGCUGAUGGCAUCGACGGCCAUCUUCGUGGCAGCUCAACACGAACCUGAUCGACCUCUCGAUCAAGAACAGGUUAUAUCGGAUCUGCGCCAACUGUUGGAUUUGCAAUUCGAUCUGACCAACAACGGGAGCGCCGAAAUCUCGCCCGUCAAUUUAAUGAAGCGGAUGUCCAAUUUGAGGCAACUGCGCGAUCCGCACACGAUGAACCGGUUGGCUCAGAUGGCCAGGCAACGGCCGCCGCCUCCGCCGCCGUUCGCCAUCCAGCAGCCCGGCCGCUUCAACAAUUUCCGCUACCCGCCGACGCCAUCAACUUUCAUGGGCGCCCCUCCGCCGCCACCCAAUUUCCAGCCGGCCAAACAGCAGCCGGACCAUCACCCCAAUCUUUACCUGGGAGUUGACGGCCAUCUCCAGUCACCUCGCAACAACGAACUGUCGGAGAGCAACCGGCGGAUCUUCUUUGGCGACUCCAAGAUUUGCUACACGGAUUCGUGCGAAUUCUUCCUGCUGUGCUGGCUGACGGGCGGUCUGAUCCAGAAGAGCUGCGGAGGGUUCCUGUUCGCCUGCUGCCACCGGCCGGGCAUCAGUCCGGAGCCGCCCACGCCCUACGUCGACUCACUCGAACAUCCCGUCGUGUCGUACGGACCCGUCAGAAGCGACGCCCAAUGCGGGACGACGCUGCAGCGGACAGACACUGCUCAAAGGCGAAUCGUCGGCGGAGACGAGGCCGGUUUCGGUACUUUUCCCUGGCAGGCGUACAUUCGGAUCGGAUCGAGUCGUUGCGGUGGCUCUUUGCUCAACAAUUAUUACGUCGUCACGGCCGGCCAUUGCGUCGCCAGGGCGAAAGCGGAACAAGUCAAGAUCACGCUAGGCGAGUAUUCGCUCAAUUCUGACGUCGAGCCGCUGUCGCCCGUCCAGGUGGGCGUCGCCGAGAUUCACGUCCACCCGUAUUUCAAAUUCACGCCGCAAGCCGAUCGCUACGACGUGGCCGUCCUCCGACUGGACCGCUACGUCCCCUACGAGCCGCACAUUUCGCCCAUUUGUCUGCCGGAGAAGGGCGACGACUUCCUGGGCGAAUACGCCUGGGCAGCCGGAUGGGGAGCCAUGCAAGCAGGUUCCCGCGUUCGACCCAAGACGCUGCAGGUGGUAGACGUGCCCAUCAUCGACAACCGACAGUGCGAGGACUGGCACUCGUCCAAGGGCAUCAACGUCAUCAUCUACGACGAGAUGAUGUGCGCCGGAUAUCGCAACGGAGGCAAAGAUUCCUGCCAGGGAGAUUCGGGUGGUCCGUUGAUGUUGCAGCAGAGCGGACGCUGGGAAUUGGUGGGCAUCGUCUCGGCCGGUUAUUCAUGCGCCCAAAACGGCCAGCCGGGCAUCUACCAUCGAGUGUCGUACACCACCGAUUGGAUUUCGCACAUUGCCUUCUCUUAAUCUCCGACAAGGACCAUCAUUUCUCUUGACGGGAUCAAAUUUAAAUAGAGAAACAAACAAACAAAAGAGUGUAGCAUAU
Molecule: messenger RNA, 2313 nt
Organism: Daphnia pulicaria
Lineage: Eukaryota; Metazoa; Arthropoda; Branchiopoda; Diplostraca; Daphniidae
Product: serine proteinase stubble-like
Exons: 9
Coding region: 753-2234 (493 amino acids)
Biological process (GO): proteolysis
Molecular function (GO): serine-type endopeptidase activity
Source: RefSeq, a predicted model, not a curated record